Molecule: messenger RNA, 9948 nt
Organism: Crotalus tigris (Tiger rattlesnake)
Lineage: Eukaryota; Metazoa; Chordata; Lepidosauria; Squamata; Viperidae
Gene: MAPT
Product: microtubule associated protein tau
Exons: 15
Coding region: 4101-5792 (563 amino acids)
Biological process (GO): neuron projection development; microtubule cytoskeleton organization
Cellular component (GO): neuron projection
Molecular function (GO): microtubule binding
Source: RefSeq, a predicted model, not a curated record
AAAUACUUAAAUGUAAAAUUAGAAAAUCAAUAAAACACUAUAAAAAAACUUUGAAAUAAUGGCAAUGAAUUAUGCAUAUAUACUAUAAUGUUGAAAUCCCAAGUUUUCGCACCCCCCGGAAUAUCGUCUUAAUAUUCCUUUCUCUCAUUCUAGCAAAUCUAUAUAUUCUCAAAAGGUAAUAGUAAAGACAGUUUCAAGCUACCCAUGGUAGCUUCAUGAACAUGUCCAUAUAUUUUUCUUGGCAGCAAUAGGCAGGGGUUUAUCAUUACUUUCUUCCAGGAUGUUUUUGGGCUUCCCAAUCUAACCUGUAAGCCUAGCUAAUCUUGCUUAGCUUCUGAAGCAACAGGGAAGCUGCUACUUGCUGUGGGGACAAAUAAAUAAAUCCAAAGUAAGCUGCAGACAACCAUACAUCACCAAAAGCAUAAGUAGGUGUGGGAUAGGGACUAACUUCUUAUCUAUCUCUUCUUUGGGUUUUAUCAAAAAUAAGUAGCUUUUUUAUCAGUGGAAACUUGAAAUGUUUACCUGGGACUUCCUACAACAGGAAUCCUCAACUGUUUUUUAUUGGUCUAAUGCAGAGGAGGGGGAACUAUAGCCAUCACCCUUUUAUACCCCUUGUGGAUGUCUGUUCCUAGAAUUCCCAACAUGGCUGGCUCAGGAAUUCUGGGAGUUGAAGUCCACGAGUCAUAAAAGGACCGUAGUUCCCCAUCCCUGGUCUAAUAGAAUGCAUGGGUAGCCUUGAGGAAAAAGAAGAAAGAUGCUACCUAGAAAACAAUCAUUCAAGAGGGGCAAGAAUCGCUUAACAAUCACAAAAAAGAAAUUGAAAAAGGACCCAUCCUAAUGGAUCAGGAAGUUAAAAUUGUUGUGUGGGAAGUCUGUACUUUCAGAUUUGUAAGAUUCUGGUAAUGUAGCUUUACAUUAAGAGGAAUUAGUUCAUUUAGUCCCAUUUCCUGUCUGGUUUACUUCGGAGGGCUGACAAUUGGGCAGAAACGUGAGGUUCCUGGAGAAUAGUUUUCUUCUAGAAUUCUUGCUGACUGGGAAAUUAUCCAAAGAAUAACAUCCAAGACUUUUUGCAAGAUAACAUUGGUCUGGAAGCAAUGUGAGAAAGAGGGUGGUUAUAGAUAAACUCUAAAGAGCCCUUAUCACUUUAAACUGGAAAGAUCUGGCUGUGGAUGACAAGGUAGAGAACUUUCACCACCCAGACAUUUGAUAAAUAGAUUAGACCAAAUAUUCUCCUCUCCUACUUAAGUAUUUUAAAAAAGUUUUUGUAGUUACUUAAAUUUAUGGUUACAUCUAUACAUCAGGAACCUUAAUAUGUAUAUUGCAGGCAGUGACCCAAAGUAUUUUUUUCCAAAGGUUUUGAGAGGGCAAGAAAAAUGAUUUUUUUUAUAUGUUAAAGGGGGGCAUAGUGCUUUUUUAGAUUAUGUGGGGAAUGGGGGACAAAACAUCAAUAGCUUCUUUGGGAGAUGUGAAUUUACUAUUAGCAGAAGAGGUAGCCUAUGAUAAAUGUUUUAAAACACAAUAAACCAGAACCUUUUAAGUUUACAAAAUGGCUCAGUGGGGACAGUGAGGCAUCAAUCGUAUUCAACCAAUCCUUGUGACAUUCAGCAGUUCUCCUGACUCAUGACUCCUUAUGAAGCAACUUACAUGCUUCUUCAAGACUUUACUUUGUGGCGAAAGGGAGAAUGGAAAAACUGUCUACCGUACUAUUUCACAAUGAUAAAUCAAUCUGAGAUAUCUAUUUACAAGGACCAUAAAAUGCAAACGGUGGUGCUAUUAAUUGCUUUCACCAUCCCAAAGGUGAUAUGUCUUUCUGAAUUAUUAUUGCUGACCAGAUAUCCAUAAUGGGAAACAAAGAAGUACUAGGGUAAAAGUGAAUUAAUUCUUACAUUGCCUUUUUGUGGACAAGUUAUAUGUCAUGCCUCAGGGUCAUUCAAGAAUCGCAGCUUGUGACUGUCCAUUAAGAUCAUAGUUUAUUUUAUAUAGUGUGUCAUAUAAUCUCAUAUAGGGCAAAGUUUCUAGAGAUUAGGAAACACUCUACUGGGCAGUAUAUGCUGAGGCUUGUUUAUUUCCACCUGAUAAGUUACAAAACUUUUCAAAAUCUUUGAUGUCAAAUAUCAUGCCAUUUAAAAAUAGGAUAAAGAGGGUCAAUUUAAAUCUGUGAUAAAUAUUUUUACACUGACUUGUUUUAAGUAUAAAAGUCUGUUUCUAAUCUAUAAAUCUUGUUACAGGUUAUCCUCCCUUAAUGGUCAUUCAGUGACUGUUCAGAGUUACAAUGGUGCUGAAAGAAUGCUAGUUACAACUGGUCCUUGAAGUUAUGGCCGUUGCAGCACCCCUUCGUCAUGGGUGCACAACUCAGGCAUUUAGCAGCCUGCAUGCAUUUACAACCACAGCAUAGUCUUCAAGUCCUCCCUGCCUACCUCCUCCCAUCUCUGCCCCUUUUGGCCACCUGCAGUCCACUGCCCUUGCUGCCUCCUGUUGGUUUUCCCCAUCUUUUCCCCCUCCCACUGGUGAUGAGGGGUGUGUGGCUGAGGCAGCUGCUGAACCCUUCACAUGCUUGUGCUCUGCCACCCCCACCAGUGCCCCCAGGUGACUUUUGCCAUCUUCUUCCUGCUUCUGAUGAGAUGUAUCCAGCUGAGGCAGCUGCCAGCACUUUGGGAAGGUGUCACAAAUGUCCAGCAGCAGCAACAGCAGCAGGAGAAGAUGGCAAAGGGCAGCUAAAGGAGGUUCUGGGUAUAUGGCAGCAGCAGAGUGCAGGAUGGCUAAAAGGGCAGAAAUGGGAAGGAGAUAAGUAGGGAAUUGAGUCAGAGGUGAGUGCAGUAGGGCAGUGCAGUCUCAUCUGCCAAAGGAAACUAAUUGGUUCUGGAUUGGGAGGGAGCAGUGGGACAGAGCAGGCAGUUUGCCCAGGGCAGAAGCAAUAUCAGGUUCUCACCUAAUGACUGCAGUGAGGACUAUUGAAUUGCCAUUGCUGAGCAUGUGGUCACAUGAUUUUUUGCCUAAUGACUGCUUCGUUUAGCAAUGGAAAUUCCGAUCCCAACUGGGGUCAUUAAGCAAGGAAUUUCUGUAAAUCAAGUGCAAUUCUAAGGGAGUUUUUUUCCCCCUGAAAAAAGUAAAUUAAUACAAACAUUAGUAAUGUUUAGUGUAUAGUCAAGAAGGCAUUUUGUCUUAUCUGUGAUAAAUUUACUUUAAAAGACAAUAUAUUUAAAUGCAUAGAAUGAUGUUUAGAAUAGAGAAAACAAAUGCGACAUAUUGAAGGGUGUUGUAAUCUAGCUAACCAAACAGCUUUUAUUUAUUUGUUAAUUUUUUAUGCCAUCCAUCUCUCCUACAAAGUCAUUUUGGGUGGCUUGGGGCAGCUAUGUCUGGAAUGAAUUUAUUAUAGGCUAUUUUCACCUUUUUCUUAAUCUUUUGCAACAAAUAAUUUAGAUAUCCUAUGGGAACUAUCAGUUCCUUCUCUUCAACAUGAUGUUUGUGAGAGAGAGAAAGAUGGUAAAGAUAAUAAAGGAGGUCUCAGAAAGAAAAUGGAUGGUUCCAGCAUUUUUUGACUAUUGUUUCAUCUGGGUUCACCAUGCACCUUACAUUCCCUGGAGGAAUGCUGCUGUGGAAAAAAAGGGAUUUAUCACCCUGUUUUGGGUUAUUGUGAUAAAAGGAAAUUUGUAAAGUUUUAAGUUGGAUGUUUUAAAUUUCUUUCAUUCUGUUUUUCUUUGCAGUAAUCUAUUAAUUGGGCAAAUAGGUUAACAGACUAUUCAAAAAAUAAUUAUUUUGUCUUCUAUGAGGAGCAGAGGAGUGGGUGGCCUAGCAUAAGUGUGGGUGAGCAAGUGGGGGCUGCGCAAUGUGGUAGGAGGACAGGUGAGCCCAGGGCCCCAUGCACCCUGCAGCCUGGGGAUUCCUCUGGAGAAAAAGUGGCAGGAGCACCUUCAGAAGCAACUUGUGACCUUCCCUGCUGAUAUUGUUUGUGGAAAACUGGCAAGGAAGAUGGCAAAUGUGUGUGACUGUGGGCUACUGCAGCCAUCGUAAGUGCAAGCCAAUCGCCAUGUGCCUGAAUCGUGAUCCUGUGACCGUGGGAACAUUGUGACAUAAGGACCAGUUGUGAUCUUUGUGACAGGAUGGCUGAUCAACAUCAGGACUUCAGUAUGACAGAGGAUCAUUUGGUGAGCCAAGCUAGGUGGAAUCCAUCAGGCACUCCCCUCCAUAUACCAGUUGAUGAUGGAUCUGAUGAACCAGGGUCUGAAGCUUCUGAUGCUAAGAGUACCCCAACUGUGGAAGCUGAGGAAGCAGGCAUAGUUUGUACUCCUAACCAUGAAGACCAUGCUUCGGGGGAUGCUCAAGCUCACAUUGACAGCCGAGAUAAAAAUGAAAUUGGGACUGAAGAACUAAAACCAAAGACAUCUAUACCUUCCUCUAUCAAAAUCUCGCAAGGUAGAUCUUCCAUUACCCCCAAACGCAACUCCUCUAUUAGUUCUAUCCCCUUGAAAAAACCCUCCAGUCCUUCCAAGUCCUUCUCUUCCACCCCUAAAUGCAUCUCUUCUAUCGCCUCCCGAUCAACCAGUACAGGAAUAAAAGAAAAAAACAGCAAGGGUCCAGAUAUGAAAAGUGCAUCGAAGAUAGCAGCCCCACGCUCUGCUGCGGCCCAGAAUCAGAAGAGCCCAGCCAGUGUGUCUCGGAUCCCUUCAAAAACUCCCACUGUUCCUAAGACACCACCGAGCCUCACUGCUAAAAAGGAGCAGAGAAGGCCCCCUAGCACAGCAGCAAAAUCUGAGAGAGGUGAGCCAACCAAGUCUGGAGAAAGAAGUGGGUACAGCAGUCCUGGAUCUCCAGGAACCCCCGGCAGUCGCUCUCGCACACCUUCCUUGCCAACUCCACCAAACAGGGAGCCCAAGAAGGUUGCAGUGGUUCGUACACCACCAAAAUCUCCUUCUUCUGCCAAGAGCCGCUUGCAGACAGCUCCGGUCCCCAUGCCGGACCUGAAGAAUAUCAAGUCCAAAAUUGGUUCUACUGACAACUUAAAGCAUCAACCUGGGGGUGGAAAGGUGCAGGUGGUUAAUAAGAAGCUGGACUUUAGCCAUGUCCAAUCCAGGUGUGGAUCAAAGGAUAAUGUCAAACAUAUCCCAGGAGGAGGCAGUUUUUGUGGACAUAUACCUUAUGUUUUACAUCAAAAAAGCGCCCUCAGUUUCAAAUCUCCAUCUUCUGGAGUUUUUUGCAGAAAGCUUUUGUUCAGUCUUGCUUGGUUAAAUGAUUCUUCCAACUGUGUUUCUUCUCCAAACAAGUUCCAGUAUUUUGUAUGUCUCACUUUUUCAGCCUAUUUUGGGUAUUUUUUUUUUAAAUUUAAAAUAAAUUCCAAUCCCAUAGCGUACAGUUGUUGUUGUUUUUUUAUUUUCUUCUCACAGAUACAAAUUGUAUACAAACCAGUGGAUCUUAGCCAUGUAACGUCCAAAUGUGGAUCUCUGGAUAACAUUCAUCACAAACCAGGUGGUGGAGUGGUAGAGAUGAAAUCUGAGAAACUGGAUUUCAAAGAUAAAGUGCAAUCAAAAAUUGGGUCAUUAGAUAACAUCACCCAUAUUCCUGGAGGAGGAAAUAAGAAGAUUGAGAGUCACAAAUUGACCUUUCGUGAGAACGCCAAAGCCAAGACUGAUCAUGGAGCUGAAAUUGUCUACAAAUCACCCACUGUUUCUGGAGAUGCUUCUCCACGCCGCCUUAGCAAUGUCUCUUCUACUGGAAGCAUCAACAUGGUGGACUCCCCUCAACUGGCCACAUUGGCCGAUGAAGUUUCUGCUUCCCUGGCCAAGCAAGGCUUGUGAUUGUAUUGUAGUGUUGGAGAUAAUAACAGAAAAAUUAACUCUGGCCUUUUUUUUUUGUUCACCCCCCCAUCCCAUCUUCAUCCCCCAUCAUUUCUAUUUAUUUUAAGUUAAUAACUCUUUUAUCUGUUCCCUCUCCUUCCUCCAGUUAAACAGUCAUCUGUGGUCUCAGGAUUUCAUAAUUGUUAACUUGGAAGCAAAGAUUUCCAUCCUGUGUGGACUAAGCUGUUUAAAAAGUCUCCCUUCACCUCAUCCCAAACAAAAAGAAACGUAAUUGAACAGAGAUAAACUUGUGAUGUUUGAAAUCUCAAACGUGGGGAUGUAACAUGGUAUCUUCUGCUGUACAUGCUCAUUUUGGCCAAGUUUUUUCCAUUGAAAUUUAAAGCAUAGAAGCAUAGAAGCCUUAAACAAUCAUGGCUGCUGAUUUAGUAUCGAAGUUACUGCAGGUCCAUAGAUUUCCAGUGUACAAGCUGACCUUCAAACUUCUCUCCUGCUAGAGCUGGAAUGCUAGGCUUUAAUAUUUGAAGUAUAUUUCUUUCUUUGAAGGAGAAAUUUUUAUAUAGGAAAGAGAGCUUUUGAAAGGACUGUUACAUUACAUAUGUAUCCAUUCUUUUUUGGUACUGAGAAUUUUUGUGAACCAGGUUUAAAAGUUCAACAUAUAACUAAACUGCAUGCUUUGGAUAAUUAAGACAUAAGCCAAAACUGCCUUGAAAGCCUGCAGAAUGCCAGUUCUCUUUAUUUUAAUUGAAAUGAUGUAUUUUAAAGGCAAUAGCUUAUCCAUUUUUUGACUGUACCUAAAAUUAACCUUUGACUUUAGAUUGUAGUCAUACCUAUUGAAAUAAUUGGACUUGAUUUUUUAUAUGCUAGGUUUUUAAUUUUAAUGGAUCGGUUAUAUUCUUUUUUCUCUUUUUUCAAAUAGUAACUAUUGCCUCUCUUCCACCCACUUCACCUUCAAGCUCCAUGAUUUUGUCACACCAUAAAAACUUGUCCAGAGUUGCUAGGGAAGAAGCAGAUUUGACUUUGUGUUCAGCCCAAUUGGCCUGGUUGCUCUAAUGUUUUUUGUAAAUGUAGAAAUUUGUGAGAUAGAGGUAUGGCUCUAGGCAUAUUUAAAAAUAAAGGAAUUGAUGUACUUAUUUAUGGUGCAUGCAGGUGUUUUUUAGGAAGGACAAUUGCGUGGAAGGACAUCAGUUGAGCAGAUGUGGGAAUAUAUAUAUCUUGACCUAUAUCUCAUACAUCUUUAGAGAACAUGUUUAUGUAAUAUUUGUGUAUUUGAAAGAAGCAUCACACAUCAAAAAUCAUAGCCAGAAGAACACUUUCAAUAGUUACUAUUCAGUUACUAGUACAUUAUUCAAGGGACUCUUUAGCACCUCAGAUAUUGCAGAAUUACAAUGUGCACUCAACUAUAUAAAUCUAACCAUCAAGCUGUUAGGGAUGCUAGGAGUUGUAAUUCAGCAAGAGCAGAAUAGUUGUAAUAAGAACUAGCUGUGAGGGAUGUAUGUCUGUUAAGCUCACUUACUGUAAUGCAGCAAGCACUGCCUCUAAAAAGGACAUUUGAUUUCUGGAGAUCUGUGGACUUUAAUUGAUCCACUGUGAAGAAACAUAAUUUUCAUAAGGCAAGUUCCAUGAAACCAUUGAUUUAACAAGCUUUUGUGCUGUUGGGAGAAAUUUUUCUGUGCUAAGGGGAUAUAUUUGAUGUUCCACAAAAAUAUUGCUGGAUUACAACUCCCGUCUUCUUGCAUUACCUGUCAUGGUGACUAUGAGUAAAUUUAGAGUCCAACAAUAUUUAGAAGCUGCUGAUUUGCUCCAGUAAGGGUACUGUAAGUGAAAAGGCUCUUUUCCUUUGCUCUCCAUUUUUUAAUUUUAAAACAAGAUAUACUCCUUCAACCAUCUAUGUUAUGUGAAAUAUAUCUGCGAAGGGCAACAAAAUUAGACUAAGUAGAAAUUGUGAAUAACUGGUUUGUCCUUUUCUACCAGAUGUAGCCAUAGAUGCUUGAAUUUGCCGAGACAUUUUUUUAAGAUGAUUUGAAUGAAACUUAAAAAGAACAUAAAAAUACGGAGUUUUAUAGGGUGAGUAGAACAAGAAAAAGUAUUGGAUCAAUUACAGUGGAGUGCUUUAAGAGCACGUAAGAACAUCUAGUUGGUUUUACAGAUAUGUCAUUCUUUCCACAAUAACUGAAGCUUGCAGUGUGUACAAUCAUUAUGGGGUUCAUUGCUAUUGAAUUGUUUUCUUGGCUGCUUUUCUACACUCAGAGCAAUGGUAGGAAAUUUACUUGGUGAUCAUCACUUUCCAACCUGAGUUCAUGGCAUCCCUUUAGACUGUAAUGAAAACCUCUGCUUUGUAUCCUUUCUAGGAUGAGCCAAAUCAUAAAGAGAUUGGUUUUUAUCUGCAUGCUGUAGUUUUAUGCAUGUGACCAAAGGUGAUCAUGCUAACUCAAAAAUCUGGUCUGCAUGUGUUUGACAGCAAAAAUUGACAAUGAUCAAAGCUGAAAGGUGCUAGGCUUUUAAGAAAACUGGUUUGCUCUGGAAGCAAUCUAUUUUUUAACAUAUUGAUCUAAUUUCAAGUCUGUAAUUCUGAAAUUACCAAAAUCAGGACACCUUAGUAGGCAACAGAUUGAGCAUCCAUGGUAACAAAGAAAUUUCGUUUUCCAAGCCAAUUAAAAGAAGGCCAGGGCGGCUGUUAUCAUUUACGUUAUGAUCCUUAAUACCUGUCAUAUUCUGGGGAGGGAGAAGGGGUAGAGGAGCAGCACCUGGCUGAACAAAUCACACAAGUUGAUAAUUUUUGGGUCAGCAGCAUUGCUCUUUAGAUUUGCUGUAAAACAUGUUUAUUGGUGGUACCACCAUCCCUUUUUCAGUACUAAGAUAAAGGUCAAGGGGAAAUCACUUGCCCGAUCAGUUCAAUUGAGGGCUGCAGUUUGCUCUUUUUUAUAUGCUAAUCAAUCAUCUGGACCAUGUGAAGAAAGUUUUGACAAGCAGAACUUGGGGAUCUGAAGGGGAGAGUGGUUGGACAGAAUUAUGGAUAGCUUCUAGAGCCAAGGAGGUAUUUUACUCCAAGAUAGCGCUCAAAUAGAAGAGAUUUUGCAGAGGAUUCAUCUGUACAUCAACAAUCACUUUCCGAUCAUUUAUAAGCCUGUUGUUACCUCUGUAGUUAAGUUAGGAUGGUAAAUUUCUUUCUUAAAUCUAAAAAUAAUCAAAUAGAAAAAUCCUCUCACUGAGAAGCUUUUACACUAUGCCAGUGUUUCUCAAUCUUGACAAUUUUAAGGCAUGUGGACUUCAACUCCCAGAAUUCCACAGCCAGCAUUGCUGGCUGUGGAAUUCUGGGAGUUGAAGUCCACAUACCUUAAAAUUGUCGAAGUUGAGAAACACUGCACUAUGCUAUUGAUUUCUUUUUGCUUGCAUUUGAUGUCUUUGGGCUGGAAAAUCUUACAAUAUCUUACAACAGGCAGCAACUGUAGUAGCAUAAGCCUAAAAAAACACCCCAUUUGAUAACCCUCUUUCUUCAGCAUUGAACAGUGAAGAGCAAAUGCUCUAUUUCUAGAAAGAGUAUUGGUCCUCAAGUCCUUUUUCAGAAAAUUAUGCCUUGCCUCCAUUCACAUUUUUACUAGUGCUUAAAUUCUCUUUCCAAAACAUUACGCACAUAUUUAAGUGUUCUGAAUUCUUUCGCCUACCCUGUUUUAGCCAUUUUUUUUAAUCAUAGGUCCCAUUUCCCAACUGUAUUUUGAUUGUCUUUGUGUCCUUCUAGGAUUCACAGACGUUUUCCCCCAGAUGGCGAAGACCCAUGGUGGUUCCAGAUCGAAGCCAUCUUAAACUGGCUUAUUUCUUGUCUUGGUAUAUAAAUAUACAUAUCUAGGGCUUAAAAGUGUUAAAACAUGACGUAUUGGUUUUGAAGUUCAUAAAAUGGGGCUUUAUUAAAUAAAUUUGCAAGUAUAAAAACGGGACAAUGGAGUUUGGAAAACACCAUCAUUCCCUUUUAAAAGUUUUUUUCAGAGAUGGGGAAACUGGGAGGGGGUGGGAGGGGCAUGAGAUCUCCGUAUGGUCAUCCUAGCUUAGCUACCUGUCUGUAACUGUCCAUGUUGUAUUUGUGUGUUUUAACAAUUGGUUCACACUGACUGUUGCUGUAAAAGUGAAUUUGGAAAUAAAAAGUCAUUACUACAAUAUUAAA